Messenger RNA from Oppiella nova, 1560 nucleotides. The record is from the annotation of a GenBank genome assembly. Lineage: Eukaryota; Metazoa; Arthropoda; Arachnida; Sarcoptiformes; Oppiidae.
AUGGACAGAGUGUUCACGUUUGCGAAACCAUGCCUAACAGUGGCCGACCCGGAGCUCGUCAAACAAAUUCUGGUCAAAAAUUUUAAUGCAUUUCGUAACCGACGGCCAUCUGUCAGCGGUAAAUUCGUGUUCUCCAAAAUGAUGUUAAGUGCGAGGGAUGACGAUUGGAAGCGGGUCCGGGCGAUAGCCAGCCCUACCUUCACGUCCGGAAAAAUCAGGAAAAUGUAUGCUCUGAUUAACCAUUGCUGCAAAGAUUUCCUCAAUAACUUGGAUAAGGAUGUGUCGAAUGGUAUGAAUGAAGUCGAGUUGAAGCAACUGAUGGGCGCCUACACUAUGGAUGUGAUCGCCAGCUGUGCCUUCGCUACCAAAACCAAUACAUACACCGAUCCUAACAACCCGUUCACCACCAAAGCGACCGAUCUGUUCAAUGUCCCCAUUUGGAAAGGGUUGUUGCAAAUGACCCUGCCCACUUUUAUUGUAUACAGUAAUAUAUACCGUAAGCUUAUAGGCGUUAGUGGCUCUAGUGCUGACUUUUUUGUCGAUUUCACGCGAAGUCUUAUGAAGAAAAGAAAAGAUAAUAAAGAAAAACACAACGAUUUUCUGCAGCUAUUAAUGGAUGUCGAGAGACCUGAUGGAGACAUACGAGAGGCCAGUGAUGCCAAUGAAGCACAUCAUGUGAAUGAGGGUAAGGAUGAGAUCACAGCUGACGCCGAGGCCUUCAGUAAUGUAUUGGAGAAGAAGUUGACUGAAGACGAGAUAUUAGCGCAAUGUUUCCUCUUCUUCGUCGCCGGUUACGAGACAACUGCCACUACUCUGUCGUUCUGUUCCUAUGAGUUGGCACUCAAUCCCGAACUUCAGGACAGACUCUAUGAGGAGACCAAAGGAGUGUUCAACGAAAAGGGAGAAAUAGAUUACGAAGUGCUGUCGAGACUCCCUUUCCUGGACGCACUCGUAUCAGAAACCCUUCGCAAUCAUCCGCCAGCGAUUCGACUCGAGAGGGAAGCCAUGGAAGACAUAAAGUUAGGCGACACUGGAGUGAAGAUCGAGAAGGGAGUGAUCGCCGAAAUCCCUGUCUAUGCCAUACAUCACGACCCCGAGCACUAUCCGGAUCCAUUCACAUUCAACCCUGAUAGGUUUAUGCCUGAAAACCGGGAAAACAUCAAACCGUAUACUUAUAUCCCUUUCGGAUCGGGUCCACGAAAUUGCAUUGGAAUGAGAUUUGCAUUAUUGGAGGCAAAGCUAGCCUUAGCUAAGAUCUCACAGCAGUUCCGGUUCUCAAGAGUGGCCAACACUGACGUCCCCGUUGUCUUCAAUAAGGGACGGAUCCUAUUNGAAAACCGGGAAAACAUCAAACCGUAUACUUAUAUCCCUUUCGGAUCGGGUCCACGAAAUUGCAUUGGAAUGAGAUUUGCAUUAUUGGAGGCAAAGCUAGCCUUAGCUAAGAUCUCACAGCAGUUCCGGUUCUCAAGAGUGGCCAACACUGACGUCCCGCUGAUCUUCAAGAAGGGCCGCAACCUAUUACAGGCUAAACGGCUUGUGGUAGGCAUUCAAAAACGAUAG